AUGAUCGUGGGAUGUUGGAAUGUGAGGGGGUUGCUCAACUCCCUCACGCAGAAGGAGGUCGAGGACCUCCUGGGUAAGCACAAGCUUUCAGUUUGUGGCUUAUUGGAGACGAAGAUUUGGGACCCGGGAACGUUGAACUCGAUCGUGGAACGGCGUUUCCGGCACUGGAUGAAGGCCGACAAUUUUCAUCUACACACGGCUGGCCGGAUCCUCGUUAUUUGGAAUCCGGAUGUGGCUCGGGUGGAAGUUCUUGGUAUGACGUCGCAGGUGAUCCAUUGCAAGGUAACGUGUCUGGUCACCAAACGACUAUUCUACGCUAGCUUUGUGUAUGGGCUUUUCACACCGGUUACGAGACGGCCGCUAUGGCAUUCGUUGGUGGAGUUUGGGUCGAAUAUUUCUGAGCCGUGGCUUUGCUUGGGUGAUUUCAACGUGGUGCUUAAGCCGGAGGAGAAAUCGGGUGGCAACUUGAUGACCCCCUAUUUGUUGAACGAUAUACAGACAUGCUUUCGACGAAGUGGACUUGAGGACUUACCCUCAACCGGAUUUCAAUAUACGUGGACGAACCAUACGGUGUGGAGUAAACUUGACCGUGCGCUUGUAAAUCAAACGUGGCGCGAUGUGUUUGAAGCUAGUUCGGCACACUUCCUGCCAUUUGGGGGCGUGUCGGACCACUCUCCAGUGAUUGUGCGAUUAGGUGGGACCGAACCCCCGGCAUCUCGGCCUUUUUGUUUUUUCAAUAUGUGGACUCAGCACGACGAUUUCCAACGUGAAGUUAAGGAGAUAUGGACGGCGAACUACCAGGGCAGCCGUCAGUGGGCCGUGUGCAAGAACCUCAAGGCCCUUAAGCACCCUCUUAAACGUUUCAAUAGGCGAGAGUUCGGGCACAUAUCUGAACGGGUGAAACGUGCGGGAGGGGAGCUCGAGGAAAUUCAGCAAAUCUACCAUAAUGACCCCCAUAAUCAAUAA
This is a messenger RNA of Erythranthe guttata (spotted monkey flower), 966 nucleotides long. RefSeq lists its product as uncharacterized. Lineage: Eukaryota; Viridiplantae; Streptophyta; Magnoliopsida; Lamiales; Phrymaceae. Gene Ontology annotation, molecular function: catalytic activity. The record is from RefSeq and is a predicted model, not a curated record.